Messenger RNA from Daldinia caldariorum, 969 nucleotides. RefSeq names its product fructosamine-3-kinase. NCBI's taxonomy places the organism in Eukaryota, Fungi, Ascomycota, Sordariomycetes, Xylariales, Hypoxylaceae. Bases 1 to 969 code for a protein of 322 amino acids. The transcript is spliced from 3 exons. The record is from RefSeq and is a predicted model, not a curated record.
AUGGCAUCCAACGUCGAUCCGGCGAUCCUAGAAGCGCUCGGUCUAGACGCGCAAACCACCAAGAUUACCUCGCAUGGCGGUUCGGGAUUUGCCUCGACGUUCAAGUUAAGCUCCACGGUAGACGGGAAGGAGAAGAACUUCUUCGUCAAGACGGGACCGGGAGCCGAUUCCGAACUCAUGUUUAAAGGGGAACAUGCCUCUCUCAACGCCAUCCAUUCCGUCGUAUCUAACCUGUGCCCGAGGUCCCACGCCAACGGGCCCUGCCGGGAGAACCCCGACCGGUUCUUCCUAGCGACGGACUUCCUAGAGCUGGGGUCGUCGCGCCCGAAUGGGUCCGGGGAAUCGCUCGCAAAGAAGCUGGCGAGGCUGCACACGACGCCGGCUCCUGUGCCCGAGGGCUUCGACGGGCCCGUGUUCGGGUUCCCGGUAACGACGUGCUGCGGGUCCUCGCCGCAGGACAACUCGUGGAAGCGCUCGUGGGCGGACUUCUACGCCGACAACCGGCUGCGGGCGAUCCUGCGGCAAGGGAUGCGGGCGAACGGCUCGGACCCGGAGCUCGCGAGGGCGGUGGAGAGGACCGCGAGAAAGAUCGUGCCGCGGCUGAUCGGGGACGCGCACGUCAAGGGCGUGUACCCGGUCGUCGUGCACGGGGACCUGUGGAGCGGGAACCACGGGCACGGCCGGAUUGCGGGGGAAGGCGGGGUCGAGGACGUCGUGUUCGACCCGUCGGCCGUGUACGGCCACUCGGAGUACGAGCUGGGCAUCAUGCGCAUGUUCGGCGGGUUCGGGAGCAGCUUCUGGAAGGAGUACGAGAGCUUGGUGCCGAAGGCCGAACCGGAGGAGGAGUGGGAGGAUCGGGUCGCGUUGUACGAGUUGUAUCACCACCUAAACCACUGGGCGCUGUUUGGUGGUGGAUAUAGGAGUGGAGCGAUGUCGAUUAUGAAGAAGCUUAACACGAAGUACGGGUGA